Molecule: messenger RNA, 1227 nt
Organism: Yarrowia lipolytica CLIB122
Lineage: Eukaryota; Fungi; Ascomycota; Dipodascomycetes; Dipodascales
Biological process (GO): regulation of DNA-templated transcription
Cellular component (GO): nucleus
Molecular function (GO): zinc ion binding; DNA-binding transcription factor activity, RNA polymerase II-specific
Source: RefSeq, a predicted model, not a curated record
AUGACGCCCCGGCUACCUCUGCCAAUCCAACCACAGAGUAUCAACCCGCCGCCACCGCAGUCGCCCCAAGCUAAAAGAGAAGACCUCAUUGAUGCUGCUGACCAUCACGGUCGAGAUGACCUGACGUCACUCAAACGGCGCCGUCUCGAAACGGUGGGGUCACAUUCACCCGUCCCCCGACCCUCCUCGGCACAUACACAUACCCAGUUGUCGCCCAACGGCCAGCAGCAGCCACCGUCGCCUUACCACUACCCUUACUCGCAUACAACAAACUCCACUCAUCAUCUUCAGCAUCAGUCAGCCCAAUUGCAUCAGCCCCCGCCGCCGCAACUGCAACAGCAGCAUCCACCGCCACCACCGCCACCUUCCCUCCACGACUAUCAUUACACACAUGGCCCUCCAAUCUCGCCAAACAUGACGCAGGCACCUCCUGCUGUCCAGACGCCAACACAGACACCCCUGGGCUUGCAUCAACCCCAUGGCGGCAUUCAUGGGCCUCCCCCUCCCCCUCCCCCACCACAAACCCUGAUCUACCCUCACCAGCAGUACUUUUCGCCGUAUGGUGUUGGUGAUAUGCGGUACCCCACGCCGCCGCAGCCCAUGGCUCAUGCCCAUGGUCCCUCUGGCCCCAUGCCUCCCAUGGGCCCACCACACUCGCAUCUGCAGCACCACCACAUUCCUCCACCCCCGCCACAUCUGAUGGGCCACCAAAUGCAGCUUGGAGUGGCUGUGCCUGGCCCGUCGUUUGCUCUGCGACGUCCCAUUCCGGCACGCCAGCGGACCUCUAUUGCAUGCCGGUACUGUCGGCGGCGUAAGAUCCGGUGCUCGGGCUUCGACCCCGAGAAUCCAGACUCACGUUGCUCCAACUGCAUUCGCUUCAACCAGGAGUGUGUGUUUAUCCCCGUGAGCUCCAUGGCUUCCACGGACAAAAAGAGCGGUAGCGCCGAUGGGGCUAGUGCCGAUGGAGUGGGCGCUGGGGGAUACGACCGGCUGUCACCAACGCUGUCAGACUCUGACAAGCGAGAGUGGAAGCCUCAGCCGCACCCCACGUCGCCGACCGAGAUUCGCAACGCUAUUUCGCCUGCCAUAUCUCCGUCUCCGCCUACUGCAGCAGCAGCAUCUUCGGCUGCGGCAGCAGCAUCUUCUGCGUCAACGUCGCCAACGUCGGCUACAAGCUCCACGGCACCCACCCGUAGCAAGUUAAGCAUCCAAAACUUGCUAGGCUGA